Messenger RNA from Sphaeramia orbicularis (orbiculate cardinalfish), 5726 nucleotides. RefSeq names its product tripartite motif containing 66 (gene trim66). Gene Ontology annotation, molecular function: zinc ion binding; protein binding. The record is from RefSeq and is a predicted model, not a curated record. Lineage: Eukaryota; Metazoa; Chordata; Actinopteri; Kurtiformes; Apogonidae. Bases 545 to 4306 code for a protein of 1253 amino acids. Gene Ontology annotation, cellular component: chromatin. The transcript has 19 exons.
AUUUGGCCGGGCUAAAAGAGCGACAUCGGACUGGGGGUAUCUGCGCUCGGUGAUGCUCGGGUCAAAAUAAAAGAAGAACAAAAAGAAAGAAAAAGAAGAAGGAGGACUGGUGCGCUCCGGACGGACUCUGCAGAAGCGCCCUGACAGGACGGACAGACGGACAGAAGUUGCGUGUGUCUGCACAGUGUCGUCUCCUCUGGACUAAACAUCACUGACAUCCUCACACGCGCACUCUGAUGGACUGCACCACGAUGCCAUGAUAGGGGCGGAAUCUCAUGCGCACUUUGUAAAAAAUCUUCCCAGGCUCAGUGAUGCGCUGUAGCAGUGAGGGGGUCCUACACAUGGAUGAACUGAGGGAGGAGAGAGCACUGUGAGGCUGUCAUGUAAGCCGUCUCCUCUGGGGCCACCUCUUGGUGUGAGCGGCUUCCUGCCUCAGGUAGAAGCCUCAGUGUUUCUACUGCUGAGGCGUCAGGCUGCAUACUCUCUUCUCCCUCCUGCUGAGAAGGCAACUCCACUCAACAGCUCCAAUCCUAAAGGCACUGCAAUGGAGAAGAGCUGCUCCGAGUGUUCAGAGCCAACACUCGCUCAGAGCCUGUGUACUCUGUGCAACAAGUGGCUUUGUUACCAGUGCACAGAUGUGCAUCAGCAUCAGAGAGCUUCCACAGCUUCCCAGUACACAGACGUACAUCAGCCGAGGCCCAGUUCCAACCAGUGUGCAGACCUGCACCAGAGAGGAUCCAGUUCUCUGCCUCCGACUGGUCAAGGCCCGGGGUUGUAUCCUUGCCCCCUCCUCAUGUGCCAUUCUCACAGACAGGAGCCCUUGGAGCUGUUUUGUGAGUCAUGUGACCUUCUGUGCUGUAGCAGCUGUCACCUGUCCUCCCACAAAAACCACAGGGUGGUGCAGAUUGGGAAGGCCCUUCAGGAUCAGCAGUGGUUGUUUGAGAGCCUGAUGGUGCAGGUAGAGGAGAGGAGGUCUGCAGUGGAAAACAAUGCCAAACAGAUAGAGGACAGACUUCAUGGAGUAAAGAUCGCACACAGGAAGGCAGAGAACCAGAUUAAAAUGGCAAAGAUGAUUAUGAUGAAUGAGCUUAACAAACGAGCCAACCUAUUAAUAGAGCAACUGGAGAAAAUCUCAGAGGACUGCCAGCAGCGUCUGGAGGACCAGCUGCAAGGGGCAAUAGAGAUUUGUGGCCAGCUGGAUCAUGUGCAGAAGUUCACCACCUGGGCUACAACCCACCAUUGCAGAGGCCCGGUGCUCUUCAGCAGGGCGCUGAUUUCACUUCAGAUGCAGCAGCUGCUUGAACCAUCACUCCACUUGGAUUCUUGGAGUCCAGUCAAGAUUAAAUUCAAUUGGGAUGCUAGUUAUUGGACUAAACAGAUUUCCACCUUAGGCCAGCUGACUGUUGAGGGAGGAAACUGCCCCUAUCCCCAGGGUUUGGCCUGUUCCAGUAUCCUGAGGCCUCAGCCCAUCACUUGUUUGGCCGUGCCGUCAGUAUGUCACAGCAGACGAGACCCGGGUUGUGGCUACCAGGCCUGUUGUGAGCCCCAGAUGUGUUGCCUUCAUAGCAUUCCCCCUCAGCAAGACUUGCCCACUCUGGAUAAAAACCAACUGGACGCUACUCUUUACAACUCCAGCCGUGUUCAGUCUGCUCUUAUCUCAGCCUCCCUGCACCAGAACCAGCAGCUCCAGAGGUGCUGGGACCUCGACAGCGCCUCAGUCCUGCAACCGUCUGCACAGUGUCCUCCCCUGUCAUCACCUGUACCGACCACAGAGUCCAUCCAACUUAACUGCACACAUGGAGCUACAUCACAUCCACAAGCUGCCGCCACCCACGUCCAAUCUCAGCUUAAAUCCUAUCUCCAUCAACAACACAAUGAAGCUCUGCCAGACAGUCAGACUCAACCGGACCUGGGCAGACCGGACCAGGACCAGGUGCACGGGCCAUGUCAGGGGAAGCUGUCGACCGGUGCGGUUCUGCAGGUGGAGCUCAGCCACACAGCGGACAGAGACGUGAUGACUGAAGACAACUGGGAGGACAGAUGUAGGCUGGUAGAGACAUGUGGACAUACGACCUUAACUGAAAACAGGGAGCAUGAGGAGCUGCAGCAGGACAGGAGGGAGAAGACUACUGUCCCAAAUCAGCAGCAUUUCCAAAUGUCCCCAGCAGGUGAACUGAGAAAAGAGCAACCGAGGACCCGAGCUUCACUGUCACCCAGAGACCAGAGAGACGGCAGGAGAUCCACUUCCCUGGAGGUGUCUGUGACAGCCCACGAGUGUGGAUCUGACGUACAGAGGAGCCGGCUCAGCCCUAAUUCAGUGAGUGUGAGGAGGAAGAGGCGCUCCCAGAGCAUCCCAGCAGAACUAGCAGCUGCUUCCACCAACCCUUACACUGAAAAGCUCCCAGGAUGCACUCAGAGCCUAGAGGCAGGAGCUGCAGAUAAGCAGUCCACCAUGGACCCCAGGCAGCGGAGGGCUUCAGAUGGAGUUCUUUGUAUUGUCAAGGAGACUUCAGCUGUCUCACACCCCCCCAAAGGCCACCGGUCUCCUUUGCUUACCUAUAAGACAGAACCAGAUCCUUCUUUUAUCUAUGUCAAUGAAGAGAUUGAUUAUGAAGCCAAGGGGAGAUGCAGGGUGUCAAAUGGUUACAGCGUCAGAGAGGUUCAGAAGGAUACAGGAAGACACAGGGUUCCAGUGGUUUGCUUGGAGCGGCUCAAAAUCCUCGUAUCUCAGCUCCCUCCACAUGGACGACGGCAGAGUGACCCAUUACCUGCCAGCGCCAUGGACAAAACUGAAACUUUGCCUCAGCAGAAAACCUGGAAUGAAGCAACACCUGAAGCACUCACUGGGAAAAGCUCUGACACUGUGAGGACCACCCACUCUCCCUCAGUCAAACAACAAAACUGUAAUCAGUCAACCACCAAUUCAAACAAGAACGACUUUAACUAUCGAGGUCAAAUCAGUGCUCGUAAACCAUCCUCAAACUCUAAGUAUGUGCCACAGAGUUAUUCUGGUCUGGACUCUGACUCUGAUCCCAGGUCAGUUUCAGAUGAAGCCUUUGUUUCUCAGACUGACCCACACCUGGACUCAGACACAUCACCAGAGUCUGACCCAAAUGCAGAGUCUUCAUCUGAGGCUGAACUUGAGUGUCUGUCCAAGGAGACAUCAGUCGUUGCUGUAGAGACGGGGCCAUGCAGAGACACCGACACCGCAGGAGAAUCAGAGCCAAGUCUGGAAUAUGAAGCAGACCCAGAAUCAGAUGUAGCAGCAGGAUCAGAAGAUGGCCAAGAGCUUGACGCUGAUGCAGAAUCAGGAGAUGGUGAGACAGAGUCAGACCUCCAGCCUCACUAUGAUCCCAGUUUCCAAGCUGAGACUGACUCAGACAUUGUAUCUGACCAGCCGCCAGACUCUCAGGGCUCUGUGGAGUCUGAGUUUGACAUCGAAUCUGAACCUGAAAUGACGAAUGAUGACCCACAACCGCUUCGCUCUGACCUCGAAGAUGAGUCACACAUUGGUCCUGGUCAGAGGCCUCUUUUGAUUGCAAACCCUGUGGUUCAGAGGGGGAUGGAGGGAGACCACUUAGAGCAGGACAAUGCAGAAAUGGAGAGUGAAGACUUCUGUGCUGUAUGUCUGAUUGGAGGAGACCUGCUGUGCUGUGACCGCUGUCCUAAAGUCUUUCACCUGUCUUGCCAUAUCCCAUCUCUGCUCAGCUUCCCCUCAGGUGACUGGGUGUGCAGCCUGUGCAGAGAUGUUGUGCAGCCAGAGAUGGAAUACAACUGUGAGAAUGAGCGGACGUCUGGGGAUCUCACAUCUGCUCAUGGACUGUCUGCAUGUGACCAGAGAAAAUGUGAGCGUUUGACCCUCCUGAUCCUCAGUAACAUCCUGAGUGCUCCCUUCCAUGAGCCUGUCAGUCCACUUGCUCGUCAUUACUACCAGAUCAUUAAGAGGCCCAUGGACUUGUCUGUGAUAAGGGCCAAACUCAACAAAAGGAAUGUCCGGCAUUAUAUUUCACCAGAUGAGUUUGUUGAUGAUGUUUAUCUUAUGUUCCGUAACUGUGCAAAGUUCAAUUAUCCUGACUCCGAGGUGGCCCAAGCCGGCCGCAGCCUGGAGGCGUUUUUUGACUCAAAGCUGAAAGAGGUUUUUCCAGACAGAGUUUUUCCUGCAGCUGAGGCUGACUCUGACAGCGAUGAGUAUGAUGAGGCUUACAAGACUGCAGAGGGCGGUUUCCCUUGGCCAGAGAAGAGGGAGCAGUGCCACAGGAAGAGGAAGAGGAGACACUCUCUGAAGUCCAGGAGACAUCACUUCUAAGCAGAGGUUAAAGGAUUGCAGCCAUGGACACAUAAGCAUGAAGACACUGUCUCCAUGUUUAAUUACUGAGUGAAUUUUUUUUGUAGAACAGCUGAUCACGUGUUUUCAUUUUGUUAACUCAGAGUAGAUGUGUGGAUUUUUCUGCAGUAAUGUCACAGUGCUGCCAUCUGAUGGUAGCUGAAUGCAAUGACACAACACCUUUAAAAAACAAAGUGGCAUGAGAGUUACAUAUAUAUGAAUAUCCCAACAGAUUUGGACUUACAGACAAUCUGAACAGAUGGGCUGAAAUAAAAUGUAAAUUAUCCCAGAGUUUUGUGUUGCCUCUGCAGCUUCAAGAUAAUUUAUAGUGAGGUGAUGCUGUAUAUUACUGCAUUAUGUUCUGGCAGCUGUUGAUUUACCCUUAUGCACUGGAUGUUACUGCAUUUUACCCUCAGAUGUCCUGUUAUCAUAUACCUGAAGUCAUAUGCUAUAAUGUACUUAAAGGGAUGCUGUAGUGGGAUGUUUAUUAAACCUGCUGUGCAACUUUUCUUUAGGUGGAAUUCUGGAUUUUUUAAAAACUUAACAUAACUAUAUGCAGCACUUUUUUGACAAUUGAUUUUAGUUAGUAAUGUAUUUACCACCUUCAUGAAUAUCCAACAUAUUCAUAUGUGCGGACCUGUAGAGACCUUUAUUUUACUAUAUUUUGUCCCUUUGAUUGUAGUGACUAAAUGAUUGCAGGCAAUUAUUAUAGCUUUAAUGAUUUAAUACAGUGUAAUUCUAUGUCUCAGCAGCUUUUUUUGUAAAGCAGCAGUGAAACUUAUUCAAAGACCAGGGACUGACAGAAUUAUAACCGGGGCACUUACGUGUUUAUUAGAUGAUCAAAUAUCAGUUGCUCCAAAUCAUUUAACUAUUAAAUAGGUUUGCGCAACAUAUGUCACAUCACGUGUUUGCUGCACCAGUGUUUAAGCAAAAUGUUUUACUGUUAUCUAAGUAUCUCAGGCUUUAAAAACUGCAUUAAUUUCACUCUCUACUGAUGAUUAUAGAAAUUGUUACUACUUGGAAAGCCACUCUGUAGAAUGGAAACAUAUCAUUUUAUACUACCUGCUGUUAUUGCGCACUUCCAGUUUUUAAACAUACAUUACCUUGCUUCCUGCAGCUUAGGUUAAAUUUGACAUUAUUUUUAGUGUAAUUGUUGCACAAAUUUGUCUGUGCACUUCUUGGGUAUUGUAACGAGUAGUGAAUAUACAGUGUAUGUAAUGCUACUUCCAUUGCAAUCAAUAUGUAAUGCAGUGUAAUAAUGUUUCUUAUUGUAUGAGGGGAGACUGAUUAACUGUACUAUUGUCACUGUUUCAGGAGAAUAACCUCUUUUGGUUUCUUUUUUACUGUAACAGUCAGCCAUAAAAUAAACAUAUCUUCAUAUCAAUAAAACUGCAUUCAUGAU